CCCAGUGCAAGCAGUUAGACCUGGAGGAUAUGACUUUCUCUCAAGGAAGCCAUUUCAUGGCAAACAAAAGAUGUCAGCUGCCUGAUGGUUCUUUCAGAAAACAGAGAAAGGGUUAUGAAGAAAUUCAUGUUCCCGCAUUGAAACCAAAACCAUUUGAUACAAAUGAGUCACUAGUUCAAAUCGAUCGUCUACCAAAAUAUGCUCAGUCAGCAUUUGAAGGUUAUAAGAGUUUAAACAGAAUUCAAAGCAGACUUUACAAGACAGCAAUGGAAAGUGAUGAAAACAUUCUUCUUUGUGCUCCUACUGGUGCAGGUAAAACAAACGUUGCUUUGUUGUGUAUGAUGAGAGAAAUUGGAAAGCACGUUAAUGCUGAUUCAACCAUAAAUGUUGACGAAUUCAAAAUUAUCUACAUUGCUCCAAUGAGGUCUUUGGUGCAAGAAAUGGUUGGAAAUUUUAGCAAGAGAUUGAGUGCAUACAACAUUGUGGUAUCGGAAUUGACAGGAGAUCACCAGUUAACCAGGGAGCAGAUCAAUGCCACACAGGUGUUAGUUUGCACGCCGGAAAAGUGGGACAUCAUAACACGCAAAGGAGGAGAGAGAACGUAUACACAGCUUGUUCGGUUAAUGAUCUUUGAUGAAGUUCAUUUGCUGCACGAUGAAAGAGGCCCUGUACUGGAAGCAUUAGUGGCCAGAACUAUUCGUAACAUUGAAAUGACUCAAGAAGAAGUAAGGCUAGUUGGGCUUAGUGCUACGUUGCCUAACUACAAGGACGUUGCAACAUUUCUCAGGGUCGAACCUACCAAUGGACUUUAUUAUUUUGACAACAGUUUCCGCCCUGUUCCCUUGGAACAACAAUACAUAGGAAUCACAGAAAAGAAAGCUAUCAAACGAUUCCAAGUUAUGAACGAAAUCUUGUACGAAAAAGUAAUGGAACAUGCAGGAAAAAAUCAGGUGUUGGUCUUUGUCCACUCACGGAAAGAAACUGGAAAGACUGCUCGGGCUGUAAGGGACAUGUGUUUAGAGAAGGAUACUUUAGGCCACUUUUUACGGGAAGGAUCAGCAUCUACAGAGGUGCUCCGGACAGAGGCAGAACAGGUUAAGAACUUGGAGUUGAAAGAUCUAUUGCCAUAUGGUUUUGCCAUUCAUCAUGCUGGAAUGACCAGAGUGGACCGUACUCUUGUAGAAGAUCUGUUUGCUGAUCGACACAUUCAAGUGUUAGUUUCCACUGCAACACUAGCCUGGGGAGUCAAUCUUCCAGCACACACCGUCAUAAUAAAGGGUACUCAGGUGUAUAAUCCAGAAAAAGGACGUUGGGUUGAACUAGGAGCUUUGGAUAUCCUUCAGAUGUUAGGUCGAGCAGGUAGACCCCAGUAUGACACUAAAGGGGAGGGAAUACUGAUGACCAAUCACAGUGAACUGCAGUAUUACUUGUCCCUUCUUAAUCAACAGCUGCCGAUAGAGAGCCAGCUGGUCAGCAAACUCCCAGACAUGCUUAAUGCAGAAAUAGUUCUUGGUAAUGUCCAGAACAUUAAAGAAGCUUCUUUGUGGCUGGGCUACACCUACCUGUAUAUUAGGAUGUUAAGAGCCCCGACCCUGUAUAGUAUUUCUCAUGAUGAAUUAAAGUCGGACCCUCUGCUAGAACAGCACAGAGCUGACCUGAUUUUUUCUGCAGCCUGUAUUCUAGACAAGAACAAUUCUAUCAAAUUUGACAAGAAAACUGGAAAUUUUCAGGUCACCGAGUUAGGACGUAUUGCUAGCCACUACUACUGUACUCAUGAAACCAUGUCCACCUACAACACUCUACUUAAACCAACAUUAAGUGAGAUUGAGCUGUUCAGAGUUUUCUCAUUGUCAUCAGAGUUCAAGAAUAUCAAUAUCAGAGAAGAAGAGAAACUAGAGCUUCAGAAACUGAUGGAACGAGUUCCCAUCCCCAUCAAGGAAAGCAUUGAAGAAACAAGUGCCAAGGUCAACGUCCUACUUCAAGCUUACAUAUCUCAGUUAAAGCUGGAAGGCUUGGCAUUGAUGGCAGACAUGGUGUAUGUAACACAGAGUGCAGCUAGACUAAUGAGAGCUAUAUUUGAAAUUGUUCUACACCGAGGCUGGGCCCAGCUAACAGACAAAGCAAUGUCUCUUUGCAAGAUGAUUGACAAAAGAAUGUGGCAGUCUAUGUCUCCACUGAGACAGUUCAAAAAAAUCCCAGAAGAGGUUGUGAAAAAAAUUGAGAAGAAGAACUUUCCUUGGGAGCGACUUUACGAUCUUGGUCCUAACGAAAUAGGGGAGCUUCUGAGAAUGCCCAAGCUGGGAAAGACUGUUCAUAAGUACCUUCAUCAGUUUCCCAAGCUGGAGCUAUCAGCACACAUUCAGCCUAUUACCCGUUCUACCCUUCGAGUCGAACUGACCAUCACUCCAGACUUCCAAUGGGAUGAAAAAGUUCAUGGAACAUCUGAGGCUUUCUGGAUCCUGGUUGAGGAUGUAGACAGUGAAGUCAUUCUUCAUCAUGAGUAUUUUCUGUUGAAGAGCAAAUUUGCGGAAGAUGAACAUGUAGUAAAGUUUUUUGUACCAGUAUUUGAACCACUACCACCCCAGUAUUUCAUCAGAAUAGUUUCAGAUAGAUGGAUUGGAUCUGAGACUCAACUUCCUGUCUCCUUUCGACACUUGAUUCUUCCUGAAAAGUACCCUCCCCCAACGGAGCUUCUUGAUUUACAGCCCCUCCCAGUUUCAGCACUAAGGAAUCUAACUUUUGAAACUCUUUAUAGUGAAAAGUUCCCUUUCUUUAAUCCAAUUCAAACACAAGUAUUUAAUGCUGUUUAUAACAGUGAAGACAAUGUGUUCAUUGGAGCACCUACUGGAAGUGGAAAGACAAUCUGUGCAGAGUUUGCUAUUUUGAGGCUUUUUUCAAAUAAUCCUGAAGGGCGAUGUGUUUACAUUACACCCAAGGAAUCACUGGCAGAACAAGUUUAUGCUGAUUGGAUCAAUAAGUUUAGUGUACAGCUUAGUAAAAAGGUUGUUUUAUUGACAGGAGAAACCAGUACCGACUUAAAAUUAUUGGCUAAAGGUAAUGUUAUUAUUGGAACACCAGAAAAAUGGGAUGUAUUGUCACGACGAUGGAAACAGAGGAAAAAUGUGCAGAAUGUCAACUUGUUUAUUAUGGACGAACUUCAGCUGCUAGGGGGAGCUGAUGGUCCAAUUAUUGAAGUGAUUUGUUCCCGAAUGAGAUACAUCUCCUCACAGAUUGAACGUCAGAUCCGUAUUGUUGCUCUAAGCUCAUCUUUAGCUAAUGCCAAAGAUGUCGCACAGUGGCUAGGUGCUGGCACCAAUUCCUCAUUCAAUUUUCACCCGAACGUUCGACCUGUGCCUUUGGAAUUGCAUAUUCAAGGUUUUAACAUUACCCAUAAUGCCUCUCGUUUGUUGGCUAUGAGCAAGCCCAUAUAUCAGGCCAUCUUACGAUAUUCUCCUCGUAAACCUGUUAUCGUGUUUGUACCUUCUCGCAAGCAGACACGACUCACUGCCAUUGAUAUCCUUACUUACUGCGCCUCAGAAGGCCAGCCAUCUCGUUUCUUGCACUGCACAGAUUCUGACCUCGAACCUUUUGUGGAAAAAGUUUCUGAUAAGACUUUAAAAGAAACAUUAGGUAAUGGAGUGGCUUACCUGCAUGAAGGACUGAGCUUGGCAGAUCGCAAAAUAGUGGAACAGUUGUUUUACAGUGGUGCCAUUCAAGUUGCUGUUGUAUCCAGAAACCUUUGUUGGGGCCUUUCACUUGCUGCCCACUUGGUCGUGAUUAUGGACACUCAGUUUUAUAAUGGGAAAAUUCAUGCGUAUGAAGAUUUCCCUAUUACUGAUGUGCUCCAGAUGGUGGGAAGAGCUAAUCGUCCUCUAGUAGAUGAAGAUGGGAAAUGUGUCCUUUUUUGCCAGAGUUCCAAGAAAGAUUUCUUCAAGAAAUUCUUGUAUGAGCCCUUGCCAGUUGAGAGUCACCUGGACCAUUGUCUUCAUGAUCAUUUCAAUGCUGAGAUUGUCACCAAAACAAUAGAAAACAAACAAGAUGCAGUAGACUACCUGACCUGGACAUUUCUGUACAUGAGGAUGACCCAGAACCCAAACUAUUAUAACCUACAAGGUGUCACCCACAGACAUCUGUCAGAUCAUCUCUCAGAAUUAGUGGAAAAUACACUAAGUGACUUGGAACAAUCAAAGUGCAUCAGCAUUGAGGAUGAAAUGGAUGUGUCUCCACUCAACUUGGGCAUGAUUGCUGCAUACUAUUACAUUAAUUACACAACUAUAGAGUUGUUCAGCAUGUCAUUGAAUGCUAAGACAAAAAUCAGAGGUUUGAUUGAAAUCAUCAGCUCAGCAGCCGAGUACGAAAAUGUUCCUGUUCGUCACCAUGAAGACAGCAUCCUUCGACAGUUGGCCAGUCGUUUGCCUCACAAACUGAACAAUCCAAAGUUUAGUGACCCACAUGUGAAGACAAACCUGCUGCUUCAAGCUCAUUUAUCUCGCAUGCAGCUUUCUGCUGAACUACAGUCAGACACAGAAGAAAUUUUAAGUAAAGCCGUACGAUUGAUCCAGGCUUGUGUAGAUGUCCUGAGUUCCAAUGGCUGGUUGUCUCCUGCUCUCAGUGCUAUGGAACUUGCCCAGAUGGUAACACAAGCCAUGUGGAACAAGGACUCUUAUCUCAAACAACUUCCUCACUUCUCUGGUGAAAUUAUUAAGAGGUGCGUAGAGAAAGGGGUUGAAACUGUUUUUGAUAUCAUGGAACUCGAGGAUGAUGAGCGUGACAAACUUCUUCAGUUGUCUGAUUCUCAGAUGGCUGACGUUGCUCGGUUCUGUAAUCGUUACCCAAACAUUGAGCUGAAUUAUGAAGUACAAGACAAAGACAGUAUCAGAAGUGGGUCAACUGUGAACAUUCUGGUGCACCUUGAAAGAGAGGAUGAAAUAACUGGUCCAGUAAUUGCUCCCUUCUUUCCGCAGAAACGAGAAGAGGGAUGGUGGGUGGUGGUUGGAGAUCCACGUUCAAAUUCACUUAUCUCUAUUAAGCGAUUAACACUUCAACAAAAGGCUAGAGUUAAGCUUGAUUUCGUGGCUCCAUCUCCUGGAGAUGUUACAUAUACAUUGUAUUAUAUGAGUGACGCUUAUAUGGGCUGUGAUCAGGAGUACAAGUUCAACAUCCAUAUUGGGCAGGCUGGUAGGAAGAGAAGUGACAGUGAAAGUGACUAGCCUAACAUCAACAUUCAUGUUAAACUUUCUUUCAUUUUUAAUCAUUGUGAACUUAACAAAGAUGUACAUGAGAAAUCCAAUAAUCUUUUUAAGAUUCCAUCUUUGACUUACUUUCGUCAAUAUGUGAAUUAGAUUUUGUAUCGCUGUCCUUUAAGGCCUGAUGUGUAAGUAAAAUAAAGUGUUUACACGUUAUUCUUGUUUA
This is a messenger RNA of Limulus polyphemus (Atlantic horseshoe crab), 5412 nucleotides long. It is a transcript of the gene l(3)72Ab, whose product is annotated as U5 small nuclear ribonucleoprotein 200 kDa helicase-like. Lineage: Eukaryota; Metazoa; Arthropoda; Merostomata; Xiphosura; Limulidae. The transcript is spliced from 32 exons. The record is from RefSeq and is a predicted model, not a curated record. Gene Ontology annotation, molecular function: nucleic acid binding; ATP binding; ATP hydrolysis activity. Gene Ontology annotation, cellular component: nucleus. Bases 30 to 5210 code for a protein of 1726 amino acids.